Vicia faba (fava bean) is the source of this 525-nucleotide messenger RNA. The record is from the annotation of a GenBank genome assembly. NCBI's taxonomy places the organism in Eukaryota, Viridiplantae, Streptophyta, Magnoliopsida, Fabales, Fabaceae.
AUGAAGGAAAGUGUUGGAAACCCUUUGCACUUGAAAUCUGUGAAUCAUAUUUCACUCAUAUGCAAAUCAGUUGAAGAAUCAAUGGAUUUUUACGUGAAUGUUCUUGGUUUUUUCCCAAUUAGAAGGCCCGGUUCUUUUAAUUUUGAUGGAGCAUGGCUAUUUGGGUUUGGGAUUGGUAUUCAUUUGUUGGAAGCUGAGAAUCCAGAGAAAUUACCAAAGAAAAAAGAAAUUAAUCCAAAGGAUAAUCACAUAUCUUUUCAGUGUGAGAGCAUGGGAGCAGUUGAGAAAAAGCUGAAAGAAAUGGAAAUCGAUUAUGUAAGAGCAAUAGUAGAAGAAGGUGGAAUUCAAGUGGACCAGUUAUUUUUCCAUGACCCAGAUGGGUUCAUGAUUGAGAUAUGCAAUUGUGACAGUCUUCCUGUGAUUCCACUAGCUGGUGAGGUGGCAAGAUCAUGCUCUCAUUUGAAUCUUCAACUCAUGCAGAAUCAGAGUCAGCAACAACAACAGAUACAUAAGAUUAUCAAAUGA